CCCCAAAUGAAUGGAUCUGUUUUGCAUGCACGUUGCUAGAAGAUAUUGAUCUGUACUUUCAAUGGAGAAAGAGGAGGAGACCAAAGAAUGUUCCGAGAGAAUCAUCCCCUUCACCGGCCCGCUUGAACAAGUUCACUCGGAUUUCGCUUUAGCAAUCACUUUGCAGGAACAGGAGAGAGCCUUUGCAAUGCUCACGACCAUCGAAAGUACAAGUGAAGAAGACGAAGAAGAAGAAAGUGAUUUUUCUGAUAGUUAUCAUGAUGAUGAAGAUGAUAUUGAAUACCUCGAGAUCAGCCAGGAUAUUGGAGCCGAACUUGAGUUCCCCGAGGAGGAAGAUAGCAACAGUGAUGAAGAAAUGGAUGAAGAUGAUGGUCUAGACAUAGAUGAACUAUCUUAUGAGGAUAUGAUAGCACUAGGAGAGUUUAUAGGAGAAGAGAAGAGAGGCUUAUCGACGAGCGAAAUCCCCAAGUGCUUAAGUGCCUGCAAAUAUCAGUCUAUGGAGAUCAAAACCGGCAUUGAUCGGUGUGUUGUUUGUCAGGUUGAGUAUGAAGAAGGUGAAACCCUAGUUGCUCUUCAUUGUGAACAUCCAUAUCAUGCAGAGUGUAUAAGCAAAUGGCUUCAAGUUAAGAAGAUUUGUCCAAUAUGCAGCACAGAAGUUUCACCAGUACCCAACAUAGCUAAGACAACCUAGCUCUAGUUCUUUAAUUGUAAUAUUGUAUUUGCACUGUAAAGAUUGUUAUGGUUUUAGAUUUGUUUUAUAGCAUUUGAAUGCUUGGAUUAGUAGGAAUAAAAAGAACUAUAUAUAUAUACAAGCUUCAAAUGCACAAACACAGUU
This is a messenger RNA of Juglans regia (Persian walnut), 835 nucleotides long. Its product is annotated as E3 ubiquitin ligase BIG BROTHER-related. The transcript has a single exon. NCBI's taxonomy places the organism in Eukaryota, Viridiplantae, Streptophyta, Magnoliopsida, Fagales, Juglandaceae. The record is from RefSeq and is a predicted model, not a curated record. The coding region runs from base 62 to 691 and encodes 209 amino acids.